This is a messenger RNA of Rosa rugosa (rugosa rose), 612 nucleotides long. Its product is annotated as deacetoxyvindoline 4-hydroxylase-like. Lineage: Eukaryota; Viridiplantae; Streptophyta; Magnoliopsida; Rosales; Rosaceae. The transcript is spliced from 4 exons. The record is from RefSeq and is a predicted model, not a curated record. The coding region runs from base 1 to 612 and encodes 203 amino acids.
AUGCAGGCAUCACAAGAAUCCCGCGCAUUUUCCACUCUAGAUCACAACCAAGUGUUGAUAAGAGGGAGGGAAGUGACGGUGGUGUGCCAAGACUCAGCUUUACGAGCUGAGGUCAUAGAGAAAAUUCGACAUGCGUGUGAGAAAUGGGGUUUCUUUCAGGUAGUGAAUCAUGGAAUUCCUGUAAAUGUUUUGGAUGGGGUGAUUCGAGGAAUGCGAGAGUUUAAUGAGCAGGAUAGUGAGCUGAAGAUCGAAAGAGCUUCAUCAGCUGACUGGAGAGACACACUUGCCUGUUCUCUGGUUCCUAAUCCACCCAAACCAGAAGAAUUACCGUCAGUAUGCAGAGAUACAGUGAAGGAUUUGGGAUUAACCUUGUUUGAGAUACUGUCUGAGGCUCUUGGGCUUAAUCCCAACCAUCUUAAAGACAUGAACUGCGCCGAGGGCAUUCUUCUCAUUGGUAACUACUAUCCAGCAUGGCCUGAGCCAGAAUUAACUUUCGGCAUUGGCAAGCAUACUGAUUUUACUUUCGUCACCAUUCUUUUGCAAGACGAAGUAGGCGGUCUUGAAGCUUUACAAUCUGACAUGGAUGUUAUGUUGCAGACCAUGGAGAGAUGA